Molecule: messenger RNA, 4379 nt
Organism: Diatraea saccharalis (sugarcane borer)
Lineage: Eukaryota; Metazoa; Arthropoda; Insecta; Lepidoptera; Crambidae
Source: the annotation of a GenBank genome assembly
GAGUUGAUUAUCGAGUAAUGGUGGUGUUAUGACCUCAAGGACCUGGAACAAAAUCAGUGCGCUAAUUCGUAGUUUGUUUAGGCUUUGUUAAAAAAAAAACUUCAACUAAAUGAAGUAUUAAAACAAAGUUGUUUAAAUUACAUAGCCAUUUGACAUGUUUUGCAGGGUACAAGGGUGAUUAUCAGUGUAUGUUUUUCCCUCAUGGAGUUUACUUGUAGAUUAAGCUGUAGUUAGGGAAGUCAGUGACUGUUUUGUUUGCAGUUCUGAUAUUAAAAAAAGGCCACCAUGUUGUACAUAUUCCAUGUCGAUGCUGGUCAAAUGACCACAUAUGACAUGAACCUUACACUGCAAAGUGUGGCAUGUUUGAAAGCUGCAAUAGAAAGGAAAACAAAGAUACCAUCUAACUCAUUAGUUCUGCUCGUCAGUGGAGGGGAAGUUUUGCAGUCAGAUCAUAUGGUAUCCUCAUACAGUGCAGGAACUGACUCCAAUCCUAUUUAUAUGUUUAGUAAGCCUUCGAUAAGAGAGAGCCAUCUUAAACAGUCCAUAUGCAGUGACUUGAGCCCAAUUCCUGAGCUAGAGCCAGAGUUCAGGAACGAUGCACGUACUACUUACGAUGGGAAGUCGCUUGCUGAACUCAAAGCGGCUGUCGAAAAAUGUUGCUCUAUGCCACCCACCGUCCAGACAGUCUUAAACUGCACUAACCUAGCACAACAAUUCAGUGAACUUGCACAUGAAGUGUCUAGGAGUUGUGAGCAGUUGGUCCAUGAGCAGCAUUUACAACACCAGGGAUGGGCGGCAGUAGUCGCAAAUUUAGAUGACAUAUAUAUUGAAUUUUGCGAACGUUCAAGAAAUUUUAAGGAAUCAUUCAGAAAACAUCGAUUAAAAAAGGAAGAGUAUCACGAGAAAUUGAAUGCGCUCAACGAAGUAUUAGAAGCACUAGGCAAGAUACCGAUUCUUCCCGCGUUGCAAUUGAACGCGGAGGCGCACCGGUUUUCGGCGUUCGACGUUUUCGAGGAGACUGACUUCGAAGGUCACCACUAUGGAGUUAGUCAGCGGCUGGACAGUUCCGAAAAUAAGACUGGCCAGGAUUUCGGUGUGGAAGCUCUUAAGUUAUCUGAGGAAGAUGUUUUCGAACAAAAAGACGCGGUUCAUUCGUCAGAGUCAGAUCAACAAAUAGAAGAAUCAGACGAAGGAGUCACUUUUCGAGCCCAUUCAUAUGAAAGCAAAGAGGAGCCAACGCUACUACACUGGAUACUGGCACAAGGAAAUAAAGCUUCCUUGCAGGACAUCCUUGAUUACUGUCAGAAAGGACUAGCUUUGAUCGACGUUGAACCUCUGAAGGAACACGAAGACCAGUUAUGUCACAACCUCAAGUACGCCAACGAUCACGGGCUGAAGCAGAUAACCGGUAUCGAGGCGCGGCUAUUUGGACUGGACCAGUUACUCAGCGAGGUGAAGAAGUUAGAGCGUGAUCAGCGAGAUCAGGCUGCAUCACUCAUACAGUAUCGGGACCGUUUGAAUUCAGCGUGCGAUCCGUCGGUGCUGCCGACGUUGGUGCAGUCGCACUUGUGUCAGCUGGAGAAGCUGCUGAGAGGUCACCAGGUGUUGGUGGACAGACGUAGGCGCAUUUCCAACUCGAAGGAUGAACUGUGUCAAGUGCUCAAGGCGAGAUUAGAGUUUGUGCUGAAAUUGGAGAACUCUAUGUCUGUGCAAGACGCUCACGCGAUGCUCUCGUUCCAAUGUUUCAAUCGUCUGGAGCGCUACUUCGGUAUCGUCGCGCAGUUGCAUCGCGCGCCCGCCGUUUUCGUGCGCGCCGUGCACGAAGUUGUAAGACGUAGAACAUUCUCGCAGGCCCACAUCAUGUGGGCCACAGAUCUAGCGGCGAAGCUACUUAAAAUCCAUGACGAAGAAGUCGGUCGACGGCAAGAAUUCAACACGCUAUUCGAGGGCCACUUCCUGAGAAGUUUGUUCCCGGGCAUGACAGAGUUGCCACCAUCUUUUGCGACUCAAGCGCCACCCGUAUUUGAUGCGAGACUACCGAAACUCACAGAAGUAGACGUGGAGUUUAUAAGUAAUGCGUUUCCGCAGUUAGCGAGUGAUGUGCCUAGCUAUGAUAUGGAAUCAAUCGUGAAAUUCUUUAGGCAAAGGUUAAAUGCGUCCGAACACUCUGAAAGAGAGGUGUACGUUCAAGCGGACUUGGACAAGGAUCCAGAAUCUGAAGGGGAGACGGGUGAAUUCGAGCAACUCGGCCGGCAGACGUCCGAAACGCAUAAAACGGACACGUCCACGACGUGCGCGCCGGACACAGCGUGCGUGUCCGUUGUUACCGAGGUGCGAACGUUACCGGUGAUAAUGGAGUCGUCGGGCAGUCCGCACGAGUUCGUUGACUCUGAGUUCUACAUCGAGGAGUCGUUACCAUCGAGUCUGGAAUGGGGCCGGCAAGAAAGACAGGUGCACGUGCACGACAACAUGGACACACAUAAAAUUAAUAUGGAAAAACUACAAGACUUCUUAGUGAAAUUGUGCACUCUGUGCCGCGCCAAUGUUAUAUUUAUUAGAGAAGAAUUGGCGAACUUAAAAGAUGAUAUAGAGUCGCACAAGAAUUUUAUAAAUAGUCUGUAUUUGGAAGUGGUCGACGCUUGUGAGAAGAGUUGCACUGAAAUUGCUCUGCGGCACAGAGAACAAACACAAAGACUGACAGUUGAUCACGAGUUAGAAUUAAGCGAUAUGAAAGCGAUGCUCACGCAAAAAGAUGACGUCAUCGAAGCAUUGACGAAAGAGAAGGACAAUAUGAAGUUAGGACAACAGAAAGAGAUAGAUAAGCUGAACAGCGAACACCAAAGCACUAAGGAGUUACUUGAAAAGUCUCGGGCGGAGAUAGAUAGUUUUGCAAAGAAAUUAGAAGAAAUGGAAUCACAAAAACAUAAAGAUAUAAAAGAUAUGCAAGAAAAAUUACAUAUGGAUUAUAAAGCUGAAAUUGAGUCACUACGAUCCAGGUUCCGUCUAGUGGCAUUAACGAACAUGGAUCGUUCGCCGUCCGAAUCUAGUCUCGAGAAAAUUGAGCGAACAGAUGUGAUAGAGAUAACCAGUCAUAACGCGAUAGUGAUGCAGACUAAAGAGAAUGCCGAGAUGGAGAAAGAGGAAGCGGUAAAGGAGGCCGUUUUAAAGCUGGAGGCCGAGUGGAAACAGAGGCUUGAGGUCGAAGUGAGCCAGCUCAAGGCCAAACUUGAUCCUGAGAAGGCGGCAAUAAAUGAAACGACUCGCCGUCUCAUUGCCGAAAAAGAUCGUCAGUUGGAAUUGAUGCGAGAACGGGAGCAAGUGCUGGUUCGAGAAUGUACCAAAUACAGGGACACUAUACAGCAAUUGACAGACCCUGAGACUAAUGACUAUGAUUCACUGCUCAAGGCGCAGUUUGCUACGCUAGAAAACGAGAAAGCGGUGUUGCAACAACAAGUUCAAGAUCUGAAAAAAGAAUUGGAGAAGAAAGCGGAAGAUAACGAAAAAGCUAAAGACGACGAUAGCGAUGGCAGGUCAUCACCUAAAGGCGAAGGUCGCAAGGUGAGGUCUCGUUGUCACACGCCGCUCGGUCUAGCCGCGGGCACGCUCAGUCUGUCCUCGUGUAUACCAGGGCAUACUGUACUGGUUAUGUGGGAUCCAGCACAUCUCAAUUAUACUGUCAUGCAGGAAGCUUCGAUAAUGUAUUUCGUUCAUAGUGACUGUUUACCAGCCCUCGAUCUUAGCAUACAAGUAAAGAACGAAAGUGAAAGAAAACUAUACGCGAUAGCUACCGUGGAAUCGAAGGAAUAUUGUUAUGCUAAGAAGAGUGGUAACCGGUACGGUAUGCCGCGCGGUUCCCGUUUUUACCGCGUGCGCGUGCGACCGUUGCGACCGCAUCCACCACAUCCGACGUGUUGCGAUUACAAACACAAACAAGAUAUGCAAAAAUCGGUGGACACGAGUCAGUCUACUACCGAUGAAUCGAGUAGAGUGGGCGAAGUGGUGACCGGCACUCUUAUAAACUUGGACUCGCCCGUUUCGACGAGCGAACCCGCGUCAAGCGCUAGUGCGCCUGCACAGGGCGAAGACCAACUCGACUCGAUAGAGGCGAGUGAGCAAUGGCAGAACUCUAGGAUGCAAAUGUCUGCAAGCGUCGUAACGGAUAUGGAAUGUAGCGUGGGUCGCAUAGGGGUUACGCCCCUUGAAUUGACAGUCAGCUCUGUGUCGGUGGUGGCUCGUGGGCCAGCACCCCCCGGCUCUGAGCUCGCUCAAGAAGCAGCGCCCUGACAUACAAAGCGAUUACACGAUGGCUAGUUGUGAGCAAACCCUCAUCAAUAAAAAAAAACUUAACCGUUCAAUGUUGCGGUCUUUUAAUAAACACA